Messenger RNA from Ostreobium quekettii, 344 nucleotides. The record is from the annotation of a GenBank genome assembly. NCBI's taxonomy places the organism in Eukaryota, Viridiplantae, Chlorophyta, Ulvophyceae, Bryopsidales, Ostreobiaceae.
AUGCUGGACUGCCCUCUGGCCAUCUGGAAGGUUGGCCUCGGGCUGGCUGGUGACAAGCUGAGAGUUCAGCCUACUUUUGAGAAGGGGCUGGGGCUGAGUGUGGAAUUGCAGGCACAGCCGACGAAGGCCUGGCUGAACAAUUUCAUAGCGACAGUACGAGAACCGUGGUCCUGGCGCCCCACAAACGCUUCCGUUGAAACAGAGCACUGGUUGUGGAACAAAGUGGCAAUGGUGGCCUCUGCGGAUCCGUCUGCCUCUGGCGAUGGACUGGACUGGAGCCUGGGGCUCAAGAGGCCUCUUGGCAUUGCCAAGAAAUGGAAAGCACUGGCCAGUGGCCAAGGCAG